Molecule: messenger RNA, 1232 nt
Organism: Tachysurus vachellii
Lineage: Eukaryota; Metazoa; Chordata; Actinopteri; Siluriformes; Bagridae
Exons: 1
Coding region: 96-1217 (373 amino acids)
Source: RefSeq, a predicted model, not a curated record
UUACUGUUACCCAGAGAACACAGUAUAGAUUUAAGUCUUUUGAAGUGCUUGUCCUUAAUGUUACACUAUCGCACACGCACACGAAAAAAUCCCUGAUGUCUCUUGCGCUAGCGACCGUGUAUAGACCACCAGGGCCCUACACCGAUUUUCUUAGAGAAUUCACAGAUUUUCUUUCUGACCUACUGGUUAGCUUUGAUAAAGCAUUAAUUGUAGGAGAUUUUAACAUUCAUGUUGACGACACAAAUGAUGCGCUAGGACUCACAUUCAUGGAUUUACUAAACUCACUUGGGCUUAAACAAAACGUCACUAGAGCAACUCACCGUCGUAAUCAUACGCUAGAUUUAAUAAUAUCACACAGAAUAGAUGUCACUGAUAUAGAUAUCAUUCCUCAAAGUGAUGAUAUCACAGACCAUUAUCUCAUAAUGUACACACUACCUGUAGAACAGGCUAACUGCGUUUCACCACAUUAUCGUCUCGGUAGAACUAUUAUUCCGACCACUAAAGACAGAUUCACAAAUAACCUGCCUGAUCUGUCUGGACUUCUUGCUGCAGCCUUAAACACAGACGAUCUAGAUGAAAUUACUAACAGCAUAGGCGCUAUAUUCACUAGCACACUAGACACUGUUGCCCCAAUCAGAUUACAGAAGGUUAGAGAUAAAACGCUUGCACCAUGGUAUAAUAGUCAUACUCACACCCUCAAGAGAGAGACCCGUAACCUCGAGCGAAAGUGGAGAAAAACUAAAUUAGAGGUUUUUAGAAUUGCAUAUAAGGAAAGUAUGCCCAGCUAUAGACAGGCUCUAAAAGCAGCCAGGGCUGAGCACCUGAGCAAACUCAUAGAAAAUAACCAGAACAAUCCCAGGUUUUUAUUUAGCACAGUGGCUAGACUAACAAAAAACCAAAAAUCUGAACACACAAUUCCAUCACAGUUCAGUAGUGACGAUUUUAUGAGAUUCUUCACUGAUAAAAUCGAAAGUAUCAGGAAUAAAAUAGGUGACGCUCAACAUAUGAGAGCAACUAGCAUCCCGGUCUCACCUAAGGUUCUAAACACACAACUACAUUGCUUUACAAGUACAGGUCAGGAAGAGUUAGUUAAACUUAUUACUACAGCUAAAUCAACAACUUGUUCACUAGACCCCAUUCCAACUAAACUACUGAAAGAAGUGUUAUAUAAAGCCGUGAGCCUCUUCUUAAUAUUAUUAACUCCUCGUUAUCUUUAGGUCACGUCCCUAAAU